Molecule: messenger RNA, 489 nt
Organism: Drosophila grimshawi
Lineage: Eukaryota; Metazoa; Arthropoda; Insecta; Diptera; Drosophilidae
Gene: Tim13
Product: mitochondrial import inner membrane translocase subunit Tim13
Exons: 1
Coding region: 158-436 (92 amino acids)
Source: RefSeq, a predicted model, not a curated record
CAAAUAUAUACUUCGUAUUAUGUUAACUUUUUUACAGACGGCAUUUAUUUCUAUGUCAAACCAAUAGUAAACAUAUGUUGACAGUUGCAGAAACAAUAAUAAAUCAUUUUACAUUGAUUCGAAAAUUGCCUGUUAAAAAAUAUCAUCAUAAAGAACAAUGGCUAAUGAAAACUUGGAUAAUGGGGAAGUGAUGAGUCGAUUAAGAGAGCAGAUCGCUGUUGCUCAUGUCCAGGAGAUGCUCUCCAAGAUGACUUCGAAGUGCUUCAAUAAGUGCAUUUCAAAGCCGGGCAAGGCUUUGGACGGUACCGAGCAACGGUGUAUUACACAAUGCAUGGAUCGAUUUAUAGACACUUGGGAUCACGUCUCACGCACCUAUGGCAAUCGUAUUCAACGUGAACAGGCCAAAGGGAUUCAGUACCUUGGCAAUUCAAAAUAAAGAGCUCAUCUUAAAAAUUUAAUUGUAAUAAAUGAGUUAAAGUUCUAUAACCA